UGCCCUUGCCACGGUAUAUAAAACUUAUGUUGUCGAUUGCCACAUCCAGUCGAUCGCUGAAAUUCUCACCAUCGUUCCGUUUCGGGCAUUCGGACAUUCAUUUGCAAAAACGUCACCGAACCGUACGGACACGGCCAAGCGGCGGAUCCGUCACCAAAAACCAUCCUGCACCGCAACCUGGGUGAAGUGAAGUUUGCCGAGUGGAGAGCUUGCGUGCCUGUGUCCCUGUGUGUUUGUGUGUGUGUGUGUGUGUGUGUAGUUGUGCGUGUACAUUUGUUUUGCUUAUUUUGGUUGGUUGCUUUCGUUGGCUGGCGUGUUUCGGGUGUUUGGAGUUCACUUUAUCGGUGUCAGUCGUUUUGUUUGCGAGGUGCCGAACGGUGUGACUCGAUGCAGACGCUACCCCUGUCCGUAACGCAGUAACGCUGUCCCAGCAGCAUUCCCUCUCUAAUCCUAGGCCCGUGCCGUAGGGUUAAUCGUUGAUCACCGUUCGCACUACUGGUGAUUAUUGCGCGAUCCGUGUUCGAGUGCGGUUACCAAGUUUUCCACGCAGUUGCAUUCGUGUCAUCCAGGCUACCACAAGUGCUGUUCUCUGAGUGUGUGUGGCAAGAACGCGAGGAAAAACCGGCCCGAGAUCGUACACCGAACCGAUAGCUUUGACUCUUCUCGACAGAACAAACACAUCAUGAACAAACUCAACACUUCGUGGCUGCUGGUGGCCCUGGUAGCACUCGGUGCAACCGCUGAGGCAGUCGAUCUCCCCGAGUAUCUGCACGUUUGCCAUCGCGAGGACCCCAAGCUGACCGAAUGCAUGAAGGAAUCGAUCGAAACGCUUCGACCGUACCUGGCCCGAGGCAUCCCCGAGCUAGACAUUCCCUCGAUCGAUCCGAUCCAUCUGGGCGACCUGAUCGUGGCGGAAAGUGUGCCCGGCCAGGGCGUCAGUAUCUCGGCGAAGGACAUCAAGGCGUACGGUCCGUCGAACUUUAAGCUAAAAAAGCUCAAUGUGAUUGAGUACGGAAAGAUCUACUCGUUCGAGUUGGAGCUGCCGCAUCUCUACGUCGAGGGACGGUACGUUGUGGAUGGAAGGAUUCUGCUGCUGCCCGUGAAAGGGUCGGGCAAGUUUACUGGAAACUUUACUCAAGGUAUCGGCAGUGUGCGCAUCAAGGGUGAUCGGAAGCGCAUCAACGGUAAGGAUCAUCUGUCCCUCAACAAGCUUGACAUCAAAAUUCGCGUCUCCGAUGGUCGGUUGAAGCUGGAAAACCUGUUCGGUGGUGAUCGUGUACUAGGAGAAAUCAUUAACGAAACCAUCAACCAGAACUUUAACCUGCUCAGCACCGAGCUCAUUCCGCUGAUCGAGAAAGCGCUGCAGCGGAUAUUCAAGCGGACGGGCAACAAAAUUCUCGAACGCUUCCCCGAGGAGGUGUUGUUUCCCCUCGGGUUGUGCAAGCUGUACCCUCAACGUGUUGCAAAAGGGUCGCCCGCAAUGGAUCGUUCUGGAAGUGCAUCGGGUCAUUCUGACGGAGGCCAUUCGAGGGUGACACGGUUACGUCCGAACAUGGGCAUCGGUUUGGCGACGGUCGCCGUGUUCGGUUUGCUGUCGGCGAUCGUUUUCCACGUGGCUGAAGCGAAAGAGAUCGUCAUUAGGAAUAAGGACGUGCCGCAGUAUCAAGAGAAGCCUGAGUGGCUGCGAGUGUGUAAGCGAGCAAACCCGAACGAAGAUGACUGCUUUAAGAAAAUGUUCGAAGGAACCUUCCCGUACAUUGCUAAGGGUAUCCCGGAAAUCGGUGUUCAACCGUUCGAUCCACUGCGGAUAGAGUCUAUCCAGGUGUCGCGUGGUUCCGGUGGCCUUACGCUCAGCGGUGGGUUCAAGAAGCUAAGCAUCAAGGGACCAUCGAACACGACCGUUCGUCGGGCGUUUCUCGACUUUGACAAGCAAGCGCUCAGCUUCGAGCUCGAGAUUCCGAAGCUGCGCAUCGAUGCCAGCUACAACCUGAAGGGAAACGUCCUUCUGCUGCCACUGGUCGGCGACGGGGACGUAACGAUGUCGCUGAAGAACGUCAAGACAACGGUCGUGACCAAGUUUGCCGUGCGCCCACUGCCGGAGGAUGCAAUCUUUAUCGAGGAAAUGAAAGUGACCUUCCUUGUCGGCGGCAUGCGCAUACAUCUGGACAACCUGUUCCAAGGGAAUCAAGUGCUGGGGGCGUCGCUGAACCUGUUCCUCAACCAGAACGCGAACGAAGUCAUCGCUGAGCUGCGGUCCGAUCUUGAGCACGGGCUGGCCGACAUCUUUACCGGGCUCUGGAACGAGCUGUUCAACAAGCUGCCAUUGAAGCUGUGGAUCGCUUAAGUGCAAGGACGUCGGUUGGCUAGGGUCCUGUGUAAAUAGUAGCGAAUAGUUUACCCGGCAAGCGUUCGGCCCGUUUUCUUAAGUCUAGACGUAACGCGAGGUGUUUACACGUGAACGUUCAAAUAAUAGUGAUGUUAGUAUAGGAACUGCUCACAAUGCAGUAACCGUGUAGCUAUGUAAGUUUUGUAAAUAAGACAAAGUAAAAUAAAUUAAU
This is a messenger RNA of Anopheles stephensi (Asian malaria mosquito), 2558 nucleotides long. RefSeq lists its product as uncharacterized. Lineage: Eukaryota; Metazoa; Arthropoda; Insecta; Diptera; Culicidae. The record is from RefSeq and is a predicted model, not a curated record. The coding region runs from base 683 to 2344 and encodes 553 amino acids. The transcript has 10 exons.